CCGAUCUGUCAGAGGAAACCUUCCUCCCUCCCGGCUCCUCUUCCUCAGGCGGACCCGAAGUACGCUGUAGACCUCCCGCUGUACAUCACCUGGAGAGCUCCCGCUGUACAUCACCUAUAGAUAGACCUAUCACCGGACCCUCCCGGACACCACCCGGAUAGCGUCAUCGUCACUCGGUCCGUGUUCCCGGAGCUCAUCGUACCAAGUCCGUGUUCUUGGAGCUCGUCGGCCCGGUCCACCGCUUUCGCAGCUACCGCAGUGUGGGUCAGGUCGCCCCGCGGGGAGCCACGGAGCACCGCAGUGUCGUUGAGGGAGAACAGCAGGGGUGAGAGAGCACCGCCGGGGAGAGACCGCAACACACUGCGUGUUUCUGGGAUGGACUGCGCCCUCGUCGUGGAGGCCAACGUCCAGGGAGUCUGACCGCGUCCCCCGUCCGUCCGUCCGUCCGUCCUCACCCCCCUACCCAUCCGUCCUCAACACCCUACCCGACUGUCCCCACACCCCGCCCGGACCGAACGGAGGGAGAUGACCCAUCGCCCCUCCGGCCCGCACCAUGAACCUCCCGUCCCUAGGGGGCGCAAUAGGAGAGUCCCUGGGCUCUAACCUGACGUCACGUAGCAUGAGCGGCGGCGCCGGCGGCUGGAGCGGCCUCACGCUGAAGCCCGCCCCCUCCGGGCGCCUGGGCUCGCUGUUCCACACCAUGGUGCCCACCGGCUACACCAAGCUGCAGGACCAGGAACGCCUGGCCAUGGUGGACAUGGGGUCCAAGCCCGACGACGGCGGUGGUGGCCCGCACACGCACGGCGGCUACCGGGGAGCAGAGGGGUCCGAGGGGGGCGGCGGAGGCGGCGGCGGCGGCGGCGGCGGCGGCGGCGGCGGCGGCGGCGGCGGCGGCGGCGGCGGCGGCGGCGGCGGAGGAGGAGGCGGAGGAGGAGGAGGAGGAGGAGGAGGGCGGCGCCACCUGGACCGCGCGUCGCGCUCCUCGCUGAGCCAGUCAGACUGCGGGGACGGGCGCUACGGGGAGGCGGAGCCUAUGCUGCCCGAGGGGCGGCUGUCGGGGGACGAGGGGGAGGAGGAGGAGCAGGGGGGGGAGGAGGGGGAGGACGACGACGACGACGAGGAGCGGCAGGUGACCUCCUCGAUGGCGUCGCGGGCCGCCAACAUGCCCAAGGAGUCGCCGCUGGCCAUGGCGCUGCAGAUCCUGGUGCCCUUCCUCCUGGCCGGGUUCGGGACGGUGUCGGCCGGGAUGGUGCUGGACAUCGUGCAGCACUGGGAGGCGUUCAGUUACAUCACGGAGAUCUUCAUCCUGGUUCCGGCUCUGCUGGGUCUGAAGGGAAACCUCGAGAUGACGCUGGCCUCCAGACUGUCUACUGCGGUGAACGUGGGCAAGAUGGACUCACCCAUCGAGAAGUGGAACCUGAUCAUAGGGAACCUGGCGCUGAAGCAGGCCCAGGCCACGGUGGUGGGCUUCCUGGCGGCGGUGGCGGCGGUGGUCCUGGGGUGGAUCCCAGAGGGCCACUUCCAGAUGAACCACGCAGUGCUGCUCUGCUCCAGCAGCGUGGCCACCGCCUUCAUAGCCUCCAUGCUGCAGGGUAUCAUCAUGGUGGGGGUGAUCGUGGGCUCUAAGAAGACGGGCAUCAACCCGGACAACGUGGCCACGCCCAUCGCCGCCAGCUUCGGUGACCUCAUCACCCUGGCCAUCCUGGCCGGGAUCAGCCAGGGCCUGUACAACUGCCUGGACACCUACCCCUACGUGUCCUUCCUGGUGUGUGCCUUCUUCCUCUCACUCACCCCUCUCUGGAUGGUGAUCUCCUCCAAGCACCCGGCCAGCCGCCAGCUGCUCUACUCUGGGUGGGAGCCCGUCAUCACCGCCAUGGUCAUCAGCAGCAUCGGGGGGCUCAUCCUGGACAAGACGGUGUCAGACCCCAACCUGGCCGGGAUCGUAGUGUACACCCCGGUGAUCAAUGGUAUCGGGGGUAACCUGGUGGCCAUCCAGUCCAGCAGGAUCUCCACUCACCUGCACAUCCACUGCGUCCCCGGGGAGGUGCCCCCGGAGGCCAGAGGCUGCUACUACCCCUGCCGCACCUUCUACGGCACAGGAGCCAAUCACCGCUCGGCCCAGGUGCUCGUGCUAUUGGUCAUCCCAGGUCACCUGAUCUUCCUGUACACCAUACACCUGAUGAAGAGCGGCCACACCACCCUCACCCCCAUCUUCAUGACCGUCUACCUGGCCGCCGCCCUGCUACAGGUGCUGCUCCUGCUGUGUAUAGCGGACUGGAUGGUCCACUCCAUGUGGCGGAGCGGCAAGGACCCCGACAGCUUCUCCAUCCCCUACCUGACGGCGCUGGGCGACCUGCUGGGCACCGCGCUGCUCGCCCUCAGCUUCCACUUCCUGUGGAUCAUCGGCGACCGCGACAGCGACGUGGGCGACUGAGGCCUCCGCCCCCCCCCCCCCCCUCCGCCAAGUUGACCCACGCCGACCUCUGACCUCCGACCGCCCAACGAGGCGAAGGAGACCCCAUACCUGGGUGGGAAGAGACUGCUCCCAAGCCCCGCCCACCCCCCUCCCAAGCCCCGCCCACCCUCCUCGAAUGCACCUCCCAUCCCGCACCUUUACACAUUUGGACCCCCCCGAACCGCCCGUCCGUGGGCAUCUGUGUUACCGUGGAGACGGUGAAGACGCGUCUCAUGGUUCUUCUGUCUUCUUCCAUCGCUGUGAUCCUCCGCCCUCAUUGGGCCGAGACACAAGGGCGACGCCCCGUGAACCCGUUACCAAGGAUACAAUAAACGACACAAAACCGCACCGACGCAGUAGCCCCCGCUGUAGCCCCACCUCCCCCCCCUUCAGCACUCACGCUAGCUAGCCACAGCCGCUAAUAAACAUUGGGUUUAUGAAGAGUGUGUAGCGGAAUCGCACCCACACACAAAUUAACCAGGGUUGGCUAAUAGACAGACGGACGGACGGACGGAUAGGUUUGGAGUCUGUACUCCCGUCUCUCUUUCAUUGUUCAUUUGGCUGACGUACACUGUGGUGUGUACACACACACACACACACACACAUACACACACACACACACACACACACACACACACACACACACAUACACACUGUGUGUGUGCUCCAGUGUCAUUACCAGGCCGUGCCUCGUACAGUGUGUUAUUUCUGGCUCAGUCUGUCGAAGGAACAUUCGUUCGCUCUCCAUCCGGGGAAAGACCAGUGUUUACAGUUUUCUUCCCGACAACACACAGUAGCUGGGAGCGGCCAUCAGGGUGUUUGUUAAGAGCGAGGGGAGACUCCUCGCCACGGCGUGGUUCCGCCCGGCCUGAUUCAGGCGGUGUGGCCGCUGCCCAGUCAGCCAACGCUAGAACCGACAGACCCUGGGUCAGGCCGGGGCGGGGUCAGGAGAGAAGAGGCCUCUGUUGAAUCAGAUCAAACUGACAGCGUCUCGCCUCAAGAGAUUCUGUGGUCGGACAAGUCUCUUGUCUCACCAUGAAUGCCAUUUCUUUAUAAUUUUCUACUGUAUUGUUAUAAAUGUGCGGUGCAAAUUACUUUUCUUUUUACAGUUUUGGUUUAUACUCGCUGUGCGGUCGUUUUUUUUUUCGUCUUUCAUUUCCAGAUCCAAUAGACUUUCUGUCUUGAGCAAUCAUGUUUAAAGGUUUGAGGUCUUUUUCAUACCCUUUCAUUAAAUAACUUUUUACCGUGCACUUUGUUGUUAUGCAUUAUUCUGUUUAGAUUUAUUAUUUCUCAUUAUAAUUUUGUCUUUUCACCAAAAAUGCAUUCCUUUUUGGGAUAAAUGUUUAGGCGUCUAGUGGCCGUCAUGUUAAAUAAAGUCACAGGGACCGGGAA
Molecule: messenger RNA, 3847 nt
Organism: Gadus morhua (Atlantic cod)
Lineage: Eukaryota; Metazoa; Chordata; Actinopteri; Gadiformes; Gadidae
Gene: slc41a2b
Product: solute carrier family 41 member 2b
Exons: 11
Coding region: 554-2434 (626 amino acids)
Biological process (GO): monoatomic cation transport
Cellular component (GO): plasma membrane
Molecular function (GO): monoatomic cation transmembrane transporter activity
Source: RefSeq, a predicted model, not a curated record